CUGCGAAACGUAGCAGCUGCGGUGCACGAGAAGGUUGGAAGUUGGUCUGUCUGGAGGUACGCCGACCAACGGCUUUCUCGUUAUCGCAUUGAACCAAAAUACAACAAACAUUACGUUUGGUCGGUCAGUAAGAGCUAACGCACUGAUAUUUAUUUGACUAGUACCGGAAGUAGACGCCGUUUUCAGGCGGAUGUUGUGAUUCUGCUUUGUAGAAGUGGUGGAGGACGGGAAAUAGGAAGAGAGCGUGUUCUGUAUCAUGAGACCGCUACUGCCUCCGCGGUCGUCGCUCGGCUGCCUGCUGACACUUUUCGGUUCAUUAUCUCCUUCUAGAAAUAAAUUAGUAACACAAGCAGCACCUGCAGCUCAUUUUUAUUUGCUAAGAAAAAGCAUGCAUUAUCAAACGGAGGAGAGAGGACGCCUGAAUUCUGCCGACUACCGGAUUUAUUUUAAGAACUCUGAAGGGAAAUACAUUUCACCUUUCCAUGACAUCCCACUUGUAGCAGAAACAAAAGUUGAAAAUGACAUACCUGCAAAAAAAGCAAAGCAUGAUGGAAAUGAGGUGCUGUACAACAUGGUUGUGGAAGUGCCUCGAUGGUCAAAUGCUAAAAUGGAGAUUGCCACAAAGGAACCACUGAAUCCCAUCAAACAAGACGUGAAGAAAGGCAAGGUUCGAUAUGUUGCCAAUAUAUUUCCACACAAAGGUUAUAUAUGGAACUAUGGGGCGCUGCCACAGACAUGGGAAGACCCCACCCACACUGACGGAGAGACCAAGUGUUGUGGUGAUAACGAUCCCAUUGACGUGUGUGACAUUGGCAGCCAGGUGUGUUUGCCCGGUCAGGUGAUCCAAGUCAAAGUUCUUGGCAUCUUAGCCAUGGUUGAUGAAGGAGAAAUGGACUGGAAGGUUAUCGCCAUCAAUGUUAAAGACCCAGACUCGGCGAAACUAAACAAUAUAGAUGAUGUUCGUAAAAGCCGACCAGGUCAUCUGGAGGCAACCGUUGACUGGUUCAGAAAAUAUAAAGUGCCUGAUGGGAAACCUGAAAACCAAUUUGGAUUUAACGGCCAAUUCAAAGACAAGGACUUUGCAGUUGAAAUCAUCAAAUCCACCCACGAACACUGGAGGGCACUAGUGCAGAAGCAGACAAACAGUGAAGGGAUUGAAUGCAAAAACAUCUCUUGCUGUGAAAGUCCUUUGAAAUGCACAGCUGACGAGGCCAGAGAUGUGGUCCUGUUGGCCCCAGCAUAUGGCAGCCCGGUAGCUGUGCCUCCAGAGGUGGACAAGUGGCAUUUUGUCUGAGAGACAGACGGAUUUAUGUUGGGGGAACGCGUUCUCGGAAGCAAAAACAUGAAUAAAAAAAAAUCAAAAUAAUCAUGAAAGUACUAACAAACAACAACACUGAUAAUACUAACACUGAUGGUAUAAUGAUG
Messenger RNA from Cynoglossus semilaevis (tongue sole), 1425 nucleotides. RefSeq names its product inorganic pyrophosphatase 2 (gene ppa2). Gene Ontology annotation, cellular component: cytoplasm. Gene Ontology annotation, molecular function: inorganic diphosphate phosphatase activity; magnesium ion binding. Gene Ontology annotation, biological process: phosphate-containing compound metabolic process. The record is from RefSeq and is a predicted model, not a curated record. The coding region runs from base 257 to 1294 and encodes 345 amino acids. The transcript has 12 exons. Lineage: Eukaryota; Metazoa; Chordata; Actinopteri; Pleuronectiformes; Cynoglossidae.